Drosophila willistoni is the source of this 1470-nucleotide messenger RNA. RefSeq names its product presenilins-associated rhomboid-like protein, mitochondrial (gene rho-7). Gene Ontology annotation, cellular component: membrane. NCBI's taxonomy places the organism in Eukaryota, Metazoa, Arthropoda, Insecta, Diptera, Drosophilidae. The transcript is spliced from 5 exons. The record is from RefSeq and is a predicted model, not a curated record. Gene Ontology annotation, molecular function: serine-type endopeptidase activity. Bases 245 to 1342 code for a protein of 365 amino acids.
CACAACAGAAAAGUAAAACAAAAUUUGGCAAAGAUAAAAUCAAAAAUGUUUGUAACAGGCUUUUAAAAAUCGAUUUAAAAAGAAAGCCGUUAAAUCAAUCGAUUGUUUCCUCUGACUCAUCGAAAAUUGCGUUGCCAGAGUUUGCACUAAAGACAAUCUGGUUUCGCUCUAUCAAAAUGUCAAAAACAUAACAAACUCAUAAUAUAUUAUUUUUUAUGCAAAAUUGGUCAAUUUCCAUACUAUUAUGCUUAUGAACCGUGCGCUAUGUAGGAGCUGGCUGUCCCACGUCCCUUACAGGUUUCAAGUUCCCCAAGUCCGAGGCGAUCCCACACUGCCAGCUGGACGAAGACACAUAUUAGGCACAGGCACAACGAUACCAUGGAGACCGCCGUCGGGUGGAGGUGGACGUCACUUUCACGGGAACAGACACAGAAACAGCAAUGUAAAGCCCUUACCCGCAGAACAACAAACGCCAGCCGAGAAUCCGACAGUACCGAGUAGAAAUAUCAUCAAAGCGGUGGCCUUUACUGGAGCCUUCAGUUUGGGCUGCUUUGCCGGUGCAACCAUUAUGGAGUACGAAAAUACGAGAAGCAUGAUCCUAGCAAAAGCCAAACAAGCUCGUUUUGGCUGGUGGCAGAGUAGAUCUUUGGGUGAACGGGAUAGCUGGAGCCAGCUAAAGCAAGACAUUCGAAGGCAGUGGGACUCAUUAACGCCAGGGGAUAAAGUAUUUGCGCCGCUUCUGGUCUUCAAUGUCUUGGCAUUUGCCCUGUGGCGAGUGCCAUCAAUGCGAAACACCAUGAUGACUUAUUUUACCUCAAAUCCGGCAGCCCGUGUGGUCUGCUGGCCCAUGUUCCUCUCCACAUUCAGCCAUUACUCGGCCAUGCAUAUAUUUGCCAAUAUGUAUGUUUUGCAUAGUUUUGCGAAUGCCUCAGUUUUGUCAAUGGGCAAGGAACAGUUUAUGGCUGUAUAUCUGAGUGCCGGCGUUUUCUCCAGUUUGGUGAGCGUGCUUUAUAAGGCUGGGACAAGGCAAACGGGCAUGUCCCUAGGAGCUUCUGGUGCAAUUAUGGCUGUUCUGGCUUAUGUCUGUGCCCAAUAUCCAGACACUCAAUUGAGUAUAUUAUUUCUGCCAACCUUAACCUUUUCAGCGGGAGCAGCAAUUAAGGUCAUAAUGGGCAUUGAUUUUGCCGGCUGCGUCUUGGGCUGGAAAUUCUUUGAUCAUGCAGCGCAUUUAGGUGGCGCCAUGUUUGGCAUUUUUUGGGCACAAUAUGGUGCCCAAAUGUGGGCAAAGCGCAUUGGUUUGCUUAAUUACUAUCAUGAGCUUCGCCGGACCAAGCACAAAUAGGAAAUCAACCUGGCCAAGUGGAGGAAAAGUUAGCAAGUUUUAAUAGAAGUAUAACGAUAAAAGCAUUGUGACAUCUAUUACUCUAUCUCUAGUUCGUUAGGUUCAAUAAAAAAAGAAAUAUGAGUGGA